AAUCUGAUUCCAGGGCAGAGAUUUUCCUGCUCUGGGGCCUGGGAAAUCGUCUCAUACACUUCUGUCUUUGCCAUCAGAUACUUUCACUUAAUACCGGUCAGGUCAGUGCUGGGGGGAUCUUUUUGUAAGCAGCUUGACGAUAAACCUGCCGAGUUAUUCAAAGGACCCAAUAAGGUUUUGUCUGUUAGUAACAUUACACCAUGUGGGCAACAAACCUCGUAUCUCUCGUCCUUCUGACAACUGCAGCCUCGGCAGCAACCUCCACAUCAAAAGACAAAGUGUUGAGUAACCAUGCCACCAUCCUGGCUGACAGCACUGCCAAUUUGGCUUUCAGUGUCUACCAGAGCAUGGUAAAAGACAAAAAUGUAGAGAACAUUAUCAUUUCCCCUGUCGUCGUGGCCUCCUCUCUGGGUCUCGUGGCUCUUGGGGGAAAGGCCUCCACUGCCUCUCAGGUAAAAACCAUCCUGAAUGUAGCUAAAGUUAAAGAUGAGCAUCUCCACCCCAGUUUGGCUGAGCUGCUCAUAGAGUUGAGCGACCCGAAGACUCGCAACAUCACCUGGAAGAUUAGCAACCGCCUGUAUGGACCCAGCUCUGUCACUUUUGUGGAAGACUUUGUCAAAAGCAGCAAAAAGCACUAUAAUUGUGAGCACUCAAAGAUCAAUUUCCGAGACAAGAAGAGUGCUGUGAACUCCAUCAACGAAUGGGCAGCCAAGUCUACUGAUGGCAAACUGCCUGAGGUGACCAAGAAUGUAGAAAAGACUGAUGGGGCGAUGAUCAUCAGUGCCAUGUUUUUCAAAUGUGAAACUGAUGGACCUUUAUUUCAAUACAAAGCUCCAGAGGAUCACAGGGGUCUCUUUGGCUUCUAUGAUGACAAAGACAAUAAGUUAUCUAUCCUGAGCAUGCCUCUAUCUCAUAAGAAGUCCACUGUGGUAUUCAUCAUGCCCUACCAUCUGGAACCUUUGGAUAGACUGGAAAAGAUGCUGACCAAGAAGCAGGUGGAUAAAUGGAUUGGUUUGCUACAGGAGACAGCUAUAGCUGUGUCUCUGCCCAAAGUCAGCAUGGAAGUCAGUCACGAUCUGCAGAAACACCUCCAGGAGCUGGGCCUGACCGAGGCUGUGGACAAAUCUAAAGCUGACUUUUCCAACAUCUCUGGGAAGAAGGACCUCUACUUGUCAAGUGUGUUCCACGCCUCUGCUUUGGAAUGGGACACUGAUGGAAAUGAAAUUGAUCUGAGCAUCUUUGGCACAGACAAGCUGAAAAACCCUAAACUGUUCUACGCUGACCACCCCUUUAUUUUCCUAGUAAAGGACCAGAAAACAAGCUCCAUCUUGUUCAUUGGCAGGAUGGUCCGACCAAAGGGUGAAAAGAUGAGAGAUGAACUGUAACCAUGUGAGUAAGUUAGAUGUUUGGCUGUUAUCAUGAGUGUAGAUUUUAUACUGCAGCAUGUUGAGAAAUGAAGAGUACAUCUGAUACUGUGUAAGAGCACUCUUUUAUGUCACAUGGCAACAACAUUCCAUAAUACACAACUUAAGUCCAGCAAGUUCAUUGUAAUACAUUGUAACUGUACUUUUCCUUUGAAGGGAAAAGGUUCACUUGCUGUUGUCAGCGGUGUUCAGAGUUACUGUAUGGUGCUACAGUUGAUCCAAAGUUGGCUCAAAGUGAACAGUAAUUACAAGACUUACUUUGUCUUGUAAUUACUGUAUGAGGCGAUGUGCACAUCUUUGAAUUUGGGACAGUUGUUAAUAUUUCAGUGUGUGUGUUUGUUUGUAUGUUGGCAUGUCACAUUAUGGACUGAAUACUUACAUUAAGAAUGACAUAUUAAAGUUUUUGUUAAAGCACACUUUGUUUUAAUAAAGUAGCAGUAACAUCAGAA
Molecule: messenger RNA, 1873 nt
Organism: Neolamprologus brichardi
Lineage: Eukaryota; Metazoa; Chordata; Actinopteri; Cichliformes; Cichlidae
Source: RefSeq, a predicted model, not a curated record